GGCGGGAAGAUUUGAGCGCGCGAUGCAAGAUGGCGCGUUUGCGGGCCCAAACGAGGAGUUCUGAAAUAUCUUCGGGCCGAGGCUGUGAAAAUCUCGCAGUGCGCACCUACCGGCGCAGAGGAAGAGAGAGGGCGCGGGUAGCUCAAAGCCCGGGUUAAAACCGCGAGCAAUAGGAGACACGGAGAGAGAGAGAGAGAGAGACGAAAGAGAGCUCCGAGGGUCUGUUUGCGCGCGCCGGCACGUGACACGCCAGCCGCGCUAUAAAGGCUCUUGGCGCUCUCCGAAGCGGCUCAGUGCCUGUGAGAAGUUCUGGCGGGCGGGAGCGGCGCGGGAAGGGAGGUGGUCUUCUCCCCACCCCCUCUCCCUCCCGGUCCCCAUCCCAUGUCCUGCCCCCGAGGGACCCCCAACGCCCCCCACUUCGCACCUAGUUCUUUUCGCCUGAGGGGAAGGAACUGCGAGGGAGCGCCUCUUGCCCUCUGCCUUGCCCUGAGAGGCGGGGCUGUGGCGCCUCCUCCUGGGACUCCUCCUCCGCUCCGCCGCUAGGGGGUGGCCAAGCCAACGCGUCGGAGGCGGCAGCAGCAGCAGCAGCCGGCGAGAGCGGUGGUGGCGGCGACAGCAAUAGCACCGCCACCAUGACCCUGGGCUGCAGCGGGAGCAGCAGACCCUGUGGUUUGCUGGCGGCCACCUCGCCGGAGGAGGAGGAAGACGACGAGGCGCUCUCAGACGUGGAAGACGCCGACAUCGACGUGGUGGGGCCCCCGCAUGAGCAUGGCCAGACCAAGUUCAGCGAAGAGGAGGAGGAGGAAGAAGAAGAAGACGACGAGGACGAGCUGCGCCUCCUUCCCAAGCAGGCGGCCCGGGGGGGGCUGUCCCCAGCCCGCGGAGGCCCGGAGGCCGCGCUGGGAGACGGCCACCCUGCAACAGCUGCUCCCCCGGCGGUAGUGGUGGCGGCGGCCGCUGCUCCAGUUGCGCCUUCCUCCUCCUCCUCCCCCUCGUCGUCGUCGUCCUCUGGAGGCGCUUCGGGGGCCGGCAAGAACCCGCUGGUGAAGCCGCCCUACUCCUACAUCGCGCUCAUCACUAUGGCCAUCCUGCAAAGCCCCAAGAAGCGGCUGACGCUGAGCGAGAUCUGCGAGUUUAUCAGUGGCCGCUUCCCCUACUACCGGGAGAAGUUCCCCGCCUGGCAGAACUCCAUCCGCCACAACCUGUCGCUCAACGACUGCUUCGUCAAGAUCCCCCGCGAGCCGGGCAACCCAGGCAAAGGCAACUACUGGACUCUGGACCCGGAAUCCGCCGAUAUGUUCGACAACGGCUCCUUCCUGCGCCGGAGGAAGCGGUUCAAGAGGCAGCAGCAGCAGCUUCACCCUCAGCCCCCGGAGCUCCUCUUGCGCGCUGCCGCCGACCCGGCCGCUUUCCUCCCGGGCUUCGCUUACGGACCUUACGGCUACAAUUAUGGACUCCAGCUGCAGAGCUUCCACCACCACCAUCAUCACCACCACCACCCCACGGCUGGAGGCGGCGGGGCUGCGGCGGCGGCGGGGACCUUCCCCUUCCAGCCUCCGCCUUGUGCUCUGCCCGCGCCACCGGGCCCCGGAGUCUCGGCCGCCGCCCCGUCCGUUUUCUCCAGCGGCCUCUCGUCCUUCCUAGGUGGCGAUCUGAGUUGCAGGAAAGCCUUCUACCCCGCCGGGCAGCUCAGCCCCACCGCCUCCCUCCUGCAAAGUCUCAAGACGGACCAGGGGGCUGGCAACAGGCCUUCCUUUUCCAUAGACAACAUCAUAGGAGGAGGAGGAGGAGGCGGCGGCGCGGCCCCUCCGCCGUCCAGUAGUUCCACCAGCAGUGCCCCGGCUUCACCUUUCCCUGCGGGCCACGCCGGUGGCCAGGCGCAGGUCCUGGCUAUGCUCUCUCCAGCUCUGACGCCCUUACCGAACCAUUUGAAUCUAACCCAUGAAUCCCUCCUGCAGUCCGGACAGAACUUUUCCAGUAAACUCACAAACCUCAACAGUUGCCCUUUUUAAAACCCAACAACCAGCCACAAUGUCCCCCUUUCCACCGAAUCCGAUCCCAGCCAAGAGCCCUUGCCUCUCUAUCCCUUCCCCCUUCAUUCUCACAAUUGCCCUCCUGUUGUGUUUUAAAAGCCAACUGGACCCACAUUGAAUUGGAGACUGGAGCUGCUCGGCUGCGAAUCACAAGCCCUUUACUCUCGAGUAAUCCUAAUCAAGUCCAGGGGACGCCCAAACUGUGAGUGGAUUGUAUGUUGCUACCAGGAGCUGCAAUGCACCACCAUUUACCUGUGCGCCGGUCCCUUUGAACUCAGCCAGAUUAACUUUUGUGUGUUGACAUUAGGAUCGAGUUCCAACGAAAGUCUCUUCACAGACCAAGGAAGGCAAAUGGAGAUGGGGCUGGUUUAACCGGAAGCCAGUCCCACCGGAAGUAAAGGGAACUAACCAACUGCCAUCUUCCCGAGUCGUGAUUUUUUUCAGCCUCGUUCAUCACUAACUCUCAAUCCUUCCGUGACUUUACAUUUUUUGAAUGAGGAAAAAUGAGGGACAAGUAAGCAGUCCAGGGCUCCAAGGGACAGACGUCUUCUUUUACCCCAACUGUCCAAAUGCUCAUCGAGAAGCGAGUGUUCCCAGAGCACAGCUCUUGAUUACUCCCAGAGCAGAAAGCUUUUCGGAAAGUUGUGGCAGGAAAACAAAAUAAUAAUAAAUAAUAAUAUUAAUGUUAAAAUCGUAACUAUUCUAACACACAAGCAUCAGAACACACUUCAGACCAUAUAUGAAGCUUGAUCAGGGCGUACUUAAACCUUGUUUACAGACCCAGAAUGCGGUUAAGAGUAUUCAGGAUAAUUUGUCUUCCAGACAUUUGCUUCAGAAACAUUCCAGUUUGUGUCAAUGGUCUACUUAAGUGUAAGAAAGUCAAAUAUCAAAGUCUGAAGAUGAGAUUACCGCCGGGAUAGGGACUCUCUGGCCUUCCACAUGUUAUUGGACUUCAAUUCCCAUUAGCCCAACCAGCAUUGCCAAUGGUCAGGCAUGAUGGGAACUGAAGUCCAACAACAUCCGGAGGGCUAAAGUUCCCCCAGCGCUGAAUUAGCGCUAAACGUGUGUUUUGGAAAGUUAUUUCUUUGUUUCAAUGGUCCAUCACCAUGGACGCUGGUAACUCGGCAUUCAGAUAUUCAACGCAUUCGGCAUAGAUAAAUCCCAGGGAAAGCAACGUCGCCACUUCUGGUCUAUGCAGUUCGGAAAGGGAUGCCAGUCAACACAGCUGGGAUAUGGAUCUGUUCUUAUGGCUGGUUGUGAGUCUUAGGGCGGGAACAUUAUAGUUUGACAAUAAAUGCAUAAAUAAACCUCCCAGGGCUCAGUCCUGGAAC
This is a messenger RNA of Rhineura floridana, 3364 nucleotides long. RefSeq names its product forkhead box D2 (gene FOXD2). Gene Ontology annotation, biological process: regulation of transcription by RNA polymerase II; anatomical structure morphogenesis; cell differentiation. The transcript is spliced from 2 exons. The record is from RefSeq and is a predicted model, not a curated record. Gene Ontology annotation, molecular function: DNA-binding transcription factor activity, RNA polymerase II-specific; RNA polymerase II cis-regulatory region sequence-specific DNA binding. Bases 633 to 2012 code for a protein of 459 amino acids. NCBI's taxonomy places the organism in Eukaryota, Metazoa, Chordata, Lepidosauria, Squamata, Rhineuridae.